GCCUCUGAGCGUGGUGCCGAUCCAAAAGCUUGAGCCAGGUGCCGGUUCAAAGUCUAUUCUUUCUAUCUGGACCUAUGUCUCUAUGUUCUUUUUAGCUCGAGCGGACCCCCCUCCCCGCAUCCAGGAGAGAAGAUGGUUCCGAUCCUUGCGUAACCUGACCUUCUUUCAUUAGGGUGCCGUCCCUACGGAUCGCAUGCCAUCGAAUACGGCCGGCUUUGACUCCAUAGAUCUUCUUACCUUGUUCUCUUCCUGAUUGCCCUUUCUUGCCCCUGCCGCAAUUUCCCUGAUGCAGCAGUGGCAAUCAUCAGGUACGAUCAACCUCAUGUCGCGGCAUGGUAGACGUCGACAUUGACCCGCACCGACCUCGUCGCGUCCUCGCGGUCGCCAUCUUUUGCCUCUGCCUCACCUGGGUCGCGGUGCCGCUGCGCAUCUACUCGAGGCUCUUCCUGACACGGGUGUUCACUCUCGAUGACAAGCUCAUAUGCCUGGUCCAGAUCACAUUCACUGCGUACCUUCUUACGGAUAUCGCGGCAGUCUUCCACGGGUCUGGACAUGAUGCUGUAGAGUUUUCACCAGAGGACAGAAGGAUAGCUCUUCAGCUUUUCUUCGCCGGCGAACUCCUUUAUCUGAUAACUACUAUACUCUUGAAAGUCUGCGUUGGCCUACUAUUGCUAAGCAUUGCCAUUGUACCUUUACAUAUUUGGACACUUCGAAUACUCCUAUGUUCGACAUUCGUUUUCGGGUCCCUGUACUUCAUCCUGGUCAUAUUCCAGUGCAGACCGCUUCACGUAUUCUGGGACGUGGGCCCUCGGACACCAGGCAGCUGCUUCUCAGAUAGCGUCGUGCUUGGCUGCACAUACACCCUCGCGAUCCUGAACUGUCUCGCGGACUGGACUUUUGGCGCUCUGCCGUUGUUGAUUGUCUGGUCCCUGCAGAUGCGCCUAAAGACGAAACUACUAGUCAUUCUGCUGCUAGGCUUCGCGUCCAUAGCGAGCAUUGCUACCAUAGUGCGCGCAGUAGCUGUUCCAGGACUGCUCAAUCAGGAAAACUUUCUUCGCGACACAGCAUAUCUCGCCAUCUGGAGCAACAUCGAACCUGGUAUUGGCAUAGCGGCAGCCUGUGCACCGGCUUUAUCCCCGCUGGUUCGACAUAUU
Colletotrichum acutatum is the source of this 1154-nucleotide messenger RNA. RefSeq lists its product as uncharacterized. Lineage: Eukaryota; Fungi; Ascomycota; Sordariomycetes; Glomerellales; Glomerellaceae. The annotation marks the transcript as partial. The record is from RefSeq and is a predicted model, not a curated record. The transcript is spliced from 4 exons.